CGAGGAAGGGGAAAGGCCCCAAGAUGGCGGCGGUAGCGGCGGCUGAGCGGCUCCUGACGGAGGGGGAAGGAGGCGCCAUGGACUCCGCACGGCUCUCGCCUCCGCCUCUGCCCCAGCCCCGUGGGGAAGCGCAAGCCCUGGAGCAGCUCCCGCAGAGCAACACCCUGGUGGGGCUGCCCAUCGUGGCCAUCGAGAGCAUCCUCGGCUUCCUGUCCUACGACGAGACGAGCCAGCUCCGCCUGGUUUGUAAGCGAAUGGACUUGGUCUGCCAGAGAAUGCUGAAUCAGGGAUUUCUCAAAGUGGAAAGAUACCAUAACUUGUGCCAGAAACAGGUUAAAGCACAGCUUCCAAGACGGGAAUCAGAAAGGAGAAAUCACUCACUAGCUCGCCACGCAGAUAUUCUUGCUGCUGUAGAAACAAGGCUGUCGCUGCUAAAUAUGACGUUUAUGAAGUAUGUGGAUUCUAACCUCUGCUGCUUCAUUCCGGGAAAGGUAAUUGAUGAAAUUUAUCGUGUGUUAAGGUAUGUAAACUCUACCAAAGCUCCUCAGAGAGCCCAUGAAGUCCUUCAGGAGUUAAGGGACAUUUCUUCUAUGGCAAUGGAAUAUUUUGAUGAGAAGAUUGUUCCAAUUCUAAAAAGAAAAUUGCCAGGGUCGGAUGUAUCAGGACGUCUUAUAGCAGCAGCUCCAGUUCCAGGUCCUUCAGCAGCCUUAACUACAAUGCAGCUCUUCUCCAAACAAAACCCGUCAAGGCAGGAGGUCACCAAGCUCCAGCAGCAAAUCAGAACCAACGGCGCAGGCGUGACCGUGCUGAGGCGCGAAAUUUCAGAGCUUCGCACCAAAGUGCAAGAGCAGCAGAAGCAGCUCCAAGACCAAGAUCAGAAACUGCUUGAGCAAACCCAGAUCAUAGGGGAGCAGAAUGCCCGACUGGCUGAGCUCGAACGCAAACUGCGAGAGGUGAUGGAAAGCGCAGUAGGAGAUUCCUCGGGAUCCGCUCCGAGCGAGGAGGCUCCUAGGAAACGGAAGAAGGCUGCCGAAUCAAUAGGUUCGCUUAGGAAGUCGAAACGUCUUCGAAAUAAUAAAUAACUUUUGGAUAAAUGGCACCUCCAGGGGAACGCACUGCUUUAGUAGCCCAAGCAGGUUGUCUGGUCUGGAUGCUGCGAUGCACAGCAUGGUGUCAUUUAGGCUGCUGGUUCUUCAGAACACCAUAGACUUGAACAACAACUUUCCCGUUGCUAAGACGUUACUCCCCAACCCAGCCCCAACCUGCUUCUGUUUGAGUGGGCUUGCUGCACAGGAUCAUUAUAAUUUGCCAUAGAUUUGUACUAACCAGACCUGCUCUAUCAUGUUCUGAAAGUUAAUUUUCAUUUUCUGUGCAGAUAACUAUUAAAGUGAAACUUACGUUUAUGCAUCUGUUCCCAUUAAAUGAGCAUCUUAAAUAAAUCCAGGUUUAAUUGACUAGAAAAUUAAAAAUGGAUAAACAGCAGGUGUCCUGUUCACUUGAAAGACCCACUUUUUUAAAAAAUCUUGCAUUCAGAAAAAAAAGGUUGAUCUUUUUGUUGCAAGUGACCUUGUUUAGAAUGUCUGAAAAGUAGUUUAUACAUCUGAGAGUCUGCAUAACGAGUAAAUAUGACUUCUUAAGCUUACAGUAUUGGCUAUAUAUAUUUUUGUAAAUUUAACAAGCAAGGGACUUCAGUCUGUUCUUCACAAAUGCAUACCCUACUUCUAAGCACCUGGAGCCAUAUUUUUAUCUUGCAUGGAGAGAUGCAUGCAUUGCUUAGUCAGCUUGGUAAAGCAUUUGCCUGGAGUUGCUGUUAAAUCGUUGGCCUCUCCCACCUUUUUGUAGAGCAGUUUCUUGGUCCCUUAGCCAUGACUCUGCAUAUGCUUUCAGCACCGCUGUUUCUUUUCUUAUGAGGCUGUUUUGUCUCACUUUUGCAGGAGAGUAUAUAAGCCAAGUUGUAUUGCUGCUUCUGCUUGCCUGUAGAUAGCACAGGUAUUCUUAGCUAAAGCAGAACUUCAGAGGUUGGUUCCUUUUGCCUGUAGGUUUCUGAUUAUACACUACUGAUGCCAACUCAGAGGUUAAAAGUCUAUUAAGUGUUGGACGAAAAGUUAUUUGUUCUUGCAAUACACAGGCUUGAUAAGGCAUGGUUCAAGUUUUAAAAAUUUGUGUUGAGAAAAAGACCUUACUGUUAUGUGGAAAGAACUCUCUGUAAUACUGUGUUCUAGCUUACCUUAUCCUAAUAAGUAAAUUGACUUCAGACAAAAAAAAAGCUUUAAUUUCUUUUGCACUCCUUCUGUUUAGAAGUUGUAACUGGAAAAGCAUGUCUUGCACUGUACAGUCUCUGGAUUUGUCACUUUAACAGCCUCCAAGUUGUAAUGUACAGUGAUUUCCCCCCAGUUGUAUUUCUUUUAACCUUCAACAAAGAUUGCUGUCCAUGGUUUAAUUUGGUGUUACUAAAUGAUGUAGCUCUGUUGCUCGACUGUUACAUUUUUCUCUUAAUCUGCUGUUGCUAACUGGGCUUUUUGAUAAGAUUAAAUUGGGAACAGAAAAUUGUAUUUGAGUGGUAGCUCAAAAGACCACUCUUGAAAGACAUUUUGCUGAAGUACCUUUGUUUAAAAUGGAAGCUUAAUUAUUGUUUUCUCUUGUCAGUCACAGAUAAACAUAAAGUUUUCCUAAAGACUGUUCUGGGCUGUUAAAAGUCCAUGAAUUCAUAAUUUGGAAUAGGUUUUCCCUAAAACAAAACAUUGCAAAUUGAUGUCAAGAGUUUGAAGUGUUUAAUUUUUUUAAAUUAUAUUCUUGUUUUGCUAUCUUAAGACCUUUUUACUGUGUGUGUUUUUUUUAUUUUAAAUGGGAGCAGGCUAUUGUAUCUUAGCAGUGGGCAAACACUGAAUUGUCUCAAGGAUAAUAUAACAGUUUUGAAACAGUCA
Elgaria multicarinata webbii is the source of this 2924-nucleotide messenger RNA. RefSeq names its product F-box protein 28 (gene FBXO28). Bases 24 to 1082 code for a protein of 352 amino acids. The record is from RefSeq and is a predicted model, not a curated record. Gene Ontology annotation, biological process: protein polyubiquitination. The transcript has 5 exons. NCBI's taxonomy places the organism in Eukaryota, Metazoa, Chordata, Lepidosauria, Squamata, Anguidae. Gene Ontology annotation, molecular function: protein binding.